Messenger RNA from Aspergillus tubingensis, 1077 nucleotides. RefSeq names its product zinc-dependent alcohol dehydrogenase. The record is from RefSeq and is a predicted model, not a curated record. The transcript is spliced from 10 exons. The coding region runs from base 1 to 1077 and encodes 358 amino acids. Gene Ontology annotation, molecular function: oxidoreductase activity. Lineage: Eukaryota; Fungi; Ascomycota; Eurotiomycetes; Eurotiales; Aspergillaceae.
AUGUCACCAACAUCCAUACCAACCCACCAAACCGCCGCCUGCGUCGACAAUCCCAGCCCGGGCGCGACCCUCACUAUCCGCCAUGAUAUUCCCGUUCCGGUGCCGGGAGCGGGGGAGGUUUUGGUCAAGUUGGAGUAUACGGGAUUUUGUCAUUCCGAUCUGCACAAUAUUAAUGGGGACUUGGUCAUGACGACGAAUGUUCCGGGACAUGAGGGGGUGGGGAGGGUUGUGAGAGUUGGACCUGAUACUCCGGCUGAGAUGGUGGGGAGGAGAGUUGGUGUUAAAUGGCUGUAUAAGACUUGCAUGAAGUGUCCGACUUGCAAGGUGCAGUAUACGAAUUGUCGGAAUCAGGAUAAUUCGGGGAGGAACGUUCCUGGGACAUUUCAACAAUAUGUCGUCUCUCCUGCAAAUUUCGUCUCUCUGAUUCCAGAGGAUCUGAAUCCCGAAGCUGUCGCGCCAUUGCUAUGUGCCGGCCUCACCAUGUACGGCGCUCUCAGCAAGGUAGAGAAGUUGUAUGAAAAAGGAGAUUGGGUGGUUAUAAUGGGCGCAGGUGGUGGACUGGGCCAUUUGGGCCUUCAAAUCGGCAAAGAAAUGGGAUACAGGAUGAUUGCAGUAGACAGUCCAUCCAAGAAAGACCUCUGUCUCGCAUCCGGUGCAUCCGCCUUUUUCGAUUUCAAAGAUGACAACCUAAUCCACAACAUCCAAUCACUAACCGACGGCGUCGGCGCCCACGCCGCCCUCAUCGUCGUCGGAUCCGAAAAAGCCUACGAGCAAGGCGUUGCUCUUCUCCGUCCGCUGGGCACGCUCGUAUGCGUGGGCUUUCCCCGUCCGGACUUUCAUGUGCCUGUGGCACCGCAUUACUGCGUGGACUAUGGACUGCAGAUACUCGGUAGCGCGGUGGGUACGGAGACGGAAAUGCAGGCAUUGUUGGAGAUGGCGAGGGCAGGGAAGGUGUCGACGCAUUACGAGGUGUUUGAUCUCGAGCAAAUUAAUGAUGUUGUGGCGAAGAUGAGACGGUAUGCGGUUAGUGGGAGGGCAGUGUUGCGGAUUCCGGAGGCAGCAGCUGCGAGAAUAUAA